This is a messenger RNA of Gryllus bimaculatus (two-spotted cricket), 855 nucleotides long. The record is from the annotation of a GenBank genome assembly. NCBI's taxonomy places the organism in Eukaryota, Metazoa, Arthropoda, Insecta, Orthoptera, Gryllidae.
AUGCAGUUGGGAGUUCGCAAUGAACGCUUUGUAGACCGGGAAACGCCUCACGACCCCGACAGCGCCACUAUCACUACUGUCACCCACCCAAAAGCUCCCACCACCGCCACUGCCACUGCCACCACCGCCGCCGCCGCCGCCGCCGCCGCCGCCAUCGCUGCCGCCGUCGCGCUGCUUCAAUGGCUUUGUUGUGUUUGGUUUUCUGAGCGUCCCUACAGUGAUAUUCGAGUCGACCUGCGCGGGACGCCGCGCCGCGCCGCGCGUGUGGCGCUGGAAAGACGGGGUGGGGGAAGGGAAGAUGGGAGCAGCGGGCGGCGCGCCAGCGGCUGCCGCCCCCUAACAGCGCCCCCUGCGGCCCCUGCGCUCCGUGCAUGGCCUGCUGUGGACGCCUGCCGCCGCGGCGGCAUCGCGCCCUCUGAGAUAUCAAAAACUCAAAACGUAAUUGAAGCGAUCACCACCGUUUUCGUCCGUAACAGCCCGCAAUUACACCCGCGUUUUGAGGCCAUUAUCCCCUGGCGCGCCGACGCGCGCCUGCGACGCCGCAACGGCCAGGCGCAGCGCCGGUGCCAUUUACAAAUGAGCAGGAGCAAAAAUUCCGCUCUCCAUAAACCGGGCGACGGAGCGCGCACCUCGGCGUCGACGGGCGACGGCAGCGCGCCCGACGGCGGCGAUCGGAGAAAGGCGGAGUGGCUGCCUGAAUGCAGGCGGAUAUUCGAACACGACGACAACGACGACGACGAAGCCGAUGUCGAGCAGGCGGCGGCGGUUGUGGUGGAAGGGGAGGAGGCGGGGUGGAGCGAUAUUUCUACAGAGCGAAGAGGAAGGAGAGGGAGGAUUCGGACUGAGGAGGCGUAG